GAGGCUUGGCCAGUCGCUGUAGGUGAACGAGCAGAGAGCAGUGAGGUACUAGGACAAAAAUGAGUGUCGAGUAAAUUACCGUCCGUCGGAGACACUGUUCCUCUUCUGCCAGCGCCCAUGGGCGAGGCCCAGGAGCGACAGCGACACGUUAGGACCGACUGAGCCCGACGGUGAGGCGCUGUUCCACAGGUUCUUCCCGGUGGACGUUCACAUAUGAUGGAACGGGCGAUGGAGCAGCUCAACGUACAGCUCAGCCGGCUGACUCGGUCCCUCCGCCGGGCCAGGACAGUGGAACUCCCGGAAGACAAUGAAACUGCUGUGUACACUCUUAUGCCAAUGGUCAUGGCUGACCAGCACAGGUCAGUGUCAGAGCUGCUGCUCAACUCCAAGUUUGAUGUGAACUACGCCUUUGGACGUGUAAAGAGAAGUCUGUUGCACAUCGCUGCCAACUGUGGUUCAGUGGAAUGUCUGAUUCUGCUGCUAAAGAGAGGAGCCAACCCAAACUACCAGGACAUCUCCGGCUGUACCCCUCUGCAUCUCGCUGCUAGGAAUGGACAGAAGAAGUGCAUGGGCAAACUAUUGGAAUUUAAUGCUGAUGUCAACAUCUGCAACAAUGAGGGACUAACUGCUAUCCACUGGCUGGCAGUGAACGGGCGGACGGAGCUCCUCCAUGAUCUGGUCCAGCAUGUGACCAAUGUGGAUGUAGAGGAUGCCAUGGGACAGACAGCACUACAUGUAGCCUGUCAGAAUGGACACAAAACAACGGUGUUGUGCCUUCUGGACAGCGGAGCUGACAUCAACAGGCCAAACGUCUCUGGAGCCACGCCUCUUUACUUUGCCUGCAGCCAUGGCCAAAGAGACACAGCACUGAUCCUGCUCUCUCGAAGUGCCAAAUACCUGGCUGACAAGAAUGGAAUCACUCCUCUGGAUCUCUGUGUGCAGGGUGGAUAUGGGGAGACCUGUGAGAUCCUCAUCCAACAUCACAGCCGACUCUUCCAGACCCUUAUCCAGAUGACACAGAAUGAUGAGAUUAAAGAGAGCAUGCUCAGGCAGGUUCUGGAGCAUGUCUCUCAGCAGAGUGAUAGUCACUACCAGAGGAUCUUGACUAGUCUCGCUGAAGUGGGGACCACCAAUGGACACAAACUUCUCAGCCUGUCCAGUAGUUUCGAACCUCAGAUGAAGAGCCUGCUGAGAAUCGUUCGUAUAUUCUGCCACGUGUUCUGCCUCGGGCCUUCGUCCCCCAACAACGGCAACGACAUGUGCUACAACGGCAACAAGACACCUCGCAGCCAGGUCUUUAAGCCAUUGGAGCUGCUGUGGCACUCCCUGGAUGAGUGGCUAGUGCUCAUCUCCACAGAGCUGGACAGGAACAGGAAGAACCCAUCCUCCUCCUCCUCCGGGAGCGAGAUAGCCUCUCUGCUUCUCAAACAGCGGGAGGUUGACCACUCUGGCGCUGCACCAAAGCUUCCUUCCUCGCUGGACCCUCAGAUCGUCAUGGAAACAGAGGUCUACGCUGACGGGGAGGACGUCAUCUCCAUGACAGCCAAUCGGCUCAGUGCUGUGAUCCAGGCCUUCUACAUGUGCUGCUCCUGUCAGAUGCCACAAGGAAUGACGUCCCCUCGCUUCAUUGAAUUUGUCUGCAAGCAUGACAACGUGCUCAAGUGUUUUGUCACCAGGAAUCCAAAGAUCAUCUUUAACCACUUCCACUUCCUCCUGGAGUGUCCAGAGAUAAUGUCACGCUUCAUGCAUAUAAUUAAGGGGCAGCCCUUCAAGGAUCGCUGUGAGUGGUUCUACGAGCAUCUGCUGGCCGGCCAGCCAGACUCAGACAUGGUUCAUCGUCCCGUCAACGAGAACGACAUCCUCCUCAUCCACAGAGACUCCAUAUUCAGGAGCAGCUGUGAGAUGGUUGCCAAGUCCACCAACGAGAAACUCAAACAGGGCAUUGCUGUUCGCUUCCACGGCGAGGAGGGCAUGGGUCAGGGUGUGGUUCGGGAGUGGUUCGACAUCCUGUCCAAUGAGAUCAUCAACCCAGACUAUGCUCUGUUCACUCAGUCAGCUGAUGGAACCACUUUUCAGCCCAACAGCAACUCCUCGGUGAACCCAGACCAUCUGAACUACUUCCGGUUUGCAGGUCAUAUCCUGGGUUUGGCUAUGUACCAUCGACAGCUGGUGAACAUCUACUUUACCCGCUCCUUCUACAAACACAUACUGGGUAUCCCAGUGAGCUACCAGGAUGUAUCAUCCAUUGAUCCAGAGUAUGCUAAGAACCUGCAGUGGAUCCUGGACAACGACAUCAGUGAUCUGGGUCUGGAGCUCACCUUCUCUGUGGAGACAGACGUGUUCGGGGCGAUGGAGGAAAUGCCGCUCAAACCUGGAGGGACAAGCAUCCUGGUCACCCAGGACAACAAGGAAGAGUACGUGCAGCUGGUAACGGAGCUGAGGAUGACACGAGCCAUCCAGCCUCAGAUAAACGCCUUCCUACAAGGAUUCCACACUUUCAUCCUCGCCUCACUCGUCCAGCUUUUCGACGAAUACGAAUUGGAGCUCCUGCUGUCAGGGAUGCCGGAGAUCGAUGUGCAGGAUUGGUACAAGAACACUGAGUAUACCAGUGGCUACGACCCCCAGGAGCCCGUCAUCCAGUGGUUCUGGGAGGUGGUGAAGAGCCUGACCCAGGAGGAACGAGUUCUUAUGCUUCAGUUUGUCACUGGAAGUUCCAGGGUUCCUCAUGGCGGUUUUGCUUACCUGAUGGGCGGCAGCGGUUUACAAAAGUUCACCAUUUCUGCAGUGGCAUUCACCUCCAACCUUCUACCUACCGCUAGUACCUGUAUCAACAUGCUGAAACUACCAGAAUACCCGAGUAAGGAGGUUCUGAGAGACCGGCUGCUCGUAGCUCUGCAUUGUGGGAGCUAUGGCUACACCAUGGCGUAAACACCACAUCAGUUCCUGCUACCAUGAGAGGCUGCAGACCCAAGCAACAAUCCCACCUCCACACACGUUCAUUUAGCUAUCAGGUACUGCUUUUGACAACAACAAAAAAAGGAAAUCCAGAUUCAUAUUGAGCUGCUGGACAGGCACAACAGACUGAAUAGAGGCCACAGGUUCUGGAGCUCCACUCAUACCUGUGCCUUAACUCUUUUUUCUGUUUUUAUUGAAGCUGGUUUCAGGUAAUUUAUGCAAAUAAUGAUUUGAUGUCUUCAAAUUUCACUAUUUGAAAGCAUUUAUGAAAAACAGCAUUUAUGAAAUGAACUCUACUUAAAACACAGGCUAAAGCAUAUUAAUGCAGGCUUACUGAAUGUCAAAUAUUGACUGAGUUUAAGAUGAUUUCCAUAUGGAUACAGGAUAGAAUUGAUCAGCUUUAAAUACGCUGUCAAUCAAACUAUCAUAUUCAUAUCAGUGCAGAUUUAUUUAAAGGGCCUUCCCCAGGCCCACAUACCAGCAACCUGGUAUAAUAUCAUUUUAGUUAGUUUAGUUUUUAAGAUUUUUAUUUAUUUUUAAGUCUCCAUUUCCCUGUUUUAAACGUCCUUUCAUUUGGUUUAAAUAAACGAUCCAAGCUUCUCAGCUGCCAAUGGGAACAUACGUGGUGUGCUGCUUUACCAGCCUCCACUCUUCUGCUUUCACAUCCUUGGCUGCAGGGAUUUUCUACCAUUCAGUUACAAGAGCAUCAGGGCAGCCCAACACUGAUGUCGUGUGAUAAAGCCAUGCUGGCAGCCGGUAUUCCUGUUCCCCUCCAAGGUAUUGGGGGUAGUAGACGUCAGGGCUCUGUGCAGGAUGGUCAUUUUCUUCCACAACAAACUGGGAAAACUGGCUGUGUGCAGCAACAAAGAGCCACAAACAAAUGGUUUACCUAAAAGGGAAGACUACUAUUAUUAUGAUGUGUGGUAUUAAUAUGUUUCCUCAAUAAAAAAUAAGGGGCCCUUACUAGAUGAAAUACACCUAGUUUAAAUGUACACCCAAGUACUGUAUGUGAGCUGUGGUGUCCAAAUACUUUUGGCCAUAAAGUGUUUGUAAAAUGCAGUAUUCAAGCUCAAAUAAUGAUUAUCCAAAUAAAGCAUUAACAGGGGUCAGGAAUCUUACAUUUACAGAAAAUAAAAGUUAACACAACAAUGAAUUAUGUUGCAAAUACCAUAGUAUUAGUAAUAACCUGGCUAAGGUCCUUUGCAGAUACACACAGAUACUACACCAAUAAAAAAUACAGAUACACACUGAUAUUCGACGAUUACAAUGCAGAACAACACGGAUACUGCACCAAUCACAACACAGUCAGACACACAGAUAUUGGAUCAAAUCAAAAUACAGCCAACAUUCCAAAAUAGAUGUCCAUUUGAAAAUACCAAUGGAGGGGGCGCUAACACUGCAGGAUAAUAUAAUAGUAAGUGUAAUAUUUAUUCCUUUUGGGUAAUUAAAAAGUUACCUAUUCAAAUUAAAACUAAGGAUAAAUAUUUGCAAUUUCUCAGAAAAAUAAGUAUGCAGAAGAUAACCCGAAUAUACACUACAUUGAGGUGAGGCCUUUGAAGAUACUGUAUGAUCAAGGUGUUCUGUGUGAACAUUCCCUAAGUAUAAAAGGUAUGUGUCAUGUGUUUGAACCUGCACCUCUUUGCGCUUCAUGAACAGCAGUUUUCUUUAGUGAUGGUUUAUUUGUUUGUUUGUAUCUGUCCCAGUCGAGUAGACUCUUAAAUGAGGAAUGAUACAACAUAUCUGAACAUGUUUGGCCUGCAUUGCCAAAAAGACAAAGCUGGAAUCAUUUUAAAUGCGUUAUUUUUUUGUAUUCUGCCGAAACAAAGAUGCUGAAAAUGUGCUGUAUUUCUAAAAGGAAUGGGGACAACGUCAUGAAUGUAUCAGGUAGCUUAGUUUUCCUUCUUUCCAUUUGUAAAGGGAGUAUAUUGAUUUAAAACGUACAAUCCCAUUAUCCAACGGUAUUGUGUUGAAUGAAUCAUCUAAAAGCCUUUGUAUACUGAUAUACAUUUAUACGAACUUCUGUAAAUAUCUUCAGUAUCAAAUUAUGUUGUUUGUCAGAAUAAGUUUUUUGUGCUUUGAGAUUUUAUCCAAUAAACCUUGUUUUGAGAA
Molecule: messenger RNA, 5064 nt
Organism: Pleuronectes platessa (European plaice)
Lineage: Eukaryota; Metazoa; Chordata; Actinopteri; Pleuronectiformes; Pleuronectidae
Gene: hace1
Product: HECT domain and ankyrin repeat containing E3 ubiquitin protein ligase 1
Exons: 24
Coding region: 214-2928 (904 amino acids)
Biological process (GO): proteasome-mediated ubiquitin-dependent protein catabolic process; positive regulation of protein catabolic process; protein polyubiquitination
Cellular component (GO): nucleus
Molecular function (GO): protein binding; ubiquitin-protein transferase activity
Source: RefSeq, a predicted model, not a curated record